ACGACUUGUUACCAUAUUAUUUUGGUAACUGCAAACUUAAAAAUAUCAUCAUUGUAUUAUAUAACAAAAUAUCAGAGUGAAAGGAUGUAUUCGAAAUUACUCCGAUUGUGUGAUACAAAAGCCCUUGCCGAAGUGAUGAUAGCUGAGUACCUCGCCCCCGGUUUCAUUGAAAACUUGUCUGGUAGACGUGUUCAGAGUAACGCUUCCCGCCGAGGCCAAUUGUUUGAUUGGUAUCACGGUUCAUCGAAAAGGCACCGUGACACUGGCUGCACUUGAAAGACUUUUACUGAUAGCUGCUGGCUGAACACACAACAUGACAGGUAUGGCAAAGAAAGGAUUGCUUGGCUAGUGUCGCGAUUCUCCGAUCCAUCUAUAACUCGUUCCGCCUAAAUUAUUAUAAUCCAAAGCUUGUAACAACCAACUGCGCAAGCGCGGCAAUAGUUGGUCCUUGGUUGGUCGGUGGUUUUCCAUUUGAUACUUGAUAUAUCACCAGUUCGAGGGAAAUAUAGCUAAUAACAGACGAGACCGAUAACUUAGUUCGAGCGAAGCCUUAUAGUCGACUCGGGACGUAUUCGACCCAUCAUCAGUUAAUAUAAGGGUUUACCGGACAAAAAACUCGGGACUUCGUUUUUGGUUUGAGCGUUGCGGUGUUUUUGAUCGAGCCAACGAUAUUCUACUGUAGGCCUAUAUAUAUAUAUAAAGAGCGUUGUACGACAAAAACUGGAUCAUGAAGAAUGUGGAACAGUCAGGAAGAAGAGGGAUUCAGUGGACUUUCGCAAGCAUGCUCGAAGACCUGGAUUUCGCAGACGACAUACGUUUACUUUAUCACCGUCAUAUAGACAUAUAGGCCAAGACACGAGACCUAGCAACCACUGCAGAGGAGAUUGGACUUAAGAUCAACAUUCCUAAGACUAAACUCAUGAGAAUGAACACCAAGUCCAACGAAUCCAUUAUCCUUCAUGGUGACAAAGUUGCAGAAGUUGAUGACUUCACCUACCUUGGCUCUAAGUUGACAGCCGAUUGAAACAGUGAAACAGAAAUCCACUCAAGUAUCUCCAAGGCAAGCCAGACCUUUACAUCACUCCGAAACAUCUGGAAAGCAAGCAAGAUUAGUUUGAAGACAAAGAUACGCCUUUUUUAAAGCACUGUCUUAAGCACUCUACUGUAUGGAGCAGAAUCCUGGAAAAUGACCAAGACCAUCGGUCAGAACUUGGAGGUCUUUCAAAAUCGGUGCCUUCGCAGGAUUCUGAAUAUCUUCUGGCCCAACAUCAUAACCAAUGAAGAACUCCACAAACAAACCUCCACAUUGGUAUCGGAGAUCAAGCGCCGAAGAUGGCGCUGGACUGGUCAUGUUAUCAGAAUGCCUCAAACAGCUCUACCAAGAGUAGUCCUGGAAAAGGGAAACGAGGAAGACCGAAAGAAACAUGGAGGAGGACAGUAGAGAAGGAAAUUCGAGAGAGCAGCCUGAGCCGGGGGAUGCUGGAGAAGCUGGCAAAAGACAGGCAGCAGUGGCGAUCUCUGGUUACAGCUUUAUGUGCUUCUUAGCACGAAGGGGAUUAAGUAAGCUGGCUACUUUCCUGAGUUUGUGUUGCGUGACGCGCCGCACACGUUGUUUUGGUAUUCUCUCACUUACAUGGACAACACACCGGUGGAAUCUUCUUCCUUCGACUAUCAGUACAGAAGAACUAAACUGAAGGGAGGUGGGCAUGCUGGGAUGCUCACAAGUUACGGACAAGACCAGAUGUACUUGCUGGGAAGACAGCUACGCUACGAUUAUAUAAACACAGGCUUCCUUUGUCCAGAAUACAACGAAGAACAGAUUUUUGUUCGAUCGACAAACAUGAAAAGAACCAUCGACUCGGCUCGGUGUGUGUUAGCUGGUUUAUACACAGCUGAAGAACUCAACAAAACAUGUUCUGUAAAGAUUGUAACAUCUCCGUCCAUUGAUGAAGUAUUAUUUCCAAACAACAUAAACUGUCCUGUUGUGAAGGAUGUUAUCAACGCCACGAUGGUUGACUUCGACAAUAUUCCCGGAAUCAAAGAAGAUCGAAUGAAAAUGGAAAGUGCUUUGGGUCUUGAUUCAACAAAGGAUGGACACAAACUCCAUUUCGUACACAUGCGAGAUGAUCUGACAGCUAGAAUGGCACAUGGCUGGAUGGUUCCUAAGGUGGUGCUUCCCUUUAUGGACCUCGUUGAAGAGAAUGCUACCAAGCUUCUGUACUUUGCUAUGUGUGGAAAAACAGAAGAGGAAAGGAAGACUGUUCUGCCUCUGUCUGUGGGUCCGGCCCUCACAAUGUCAGUAAAAAUGAUGGAGGAUAUGAUGAAUGGGAAAAGUCAGAAGAUGUUGUGUCUGUACUCCACCCAUGACUCUCUGAUGAUCUGUCUGUUAGAAGCGUUCGGAUUGUACAACAAUACGUGGCCGGAGUACGCAGCCGAUUUCAGGCUCGAACUGUAUGAGGACAGAAACCAGGAGUUCUGGGUUAAAGUCAGAUACUGUGGGCAGGACAAGUCUUUACCACCUUGUAGCGAAAGUAUGUUUUCGUUUGAUCAGUUCUCCAAGAUGAUGAAGCCUUACGUUAAGGAGAAAAAAGAAUAUCUCAGGAUCUGUAAUUCCAACAUCCUCAAGAAUCUAUCUAAAGGUGGAUCUAGGUGAUGAGCUGUUGAUGCCUCUAAUAAGAGUCGACCCGUCGACUUAGUGACCAGAUUUAUCUUGAAAUGAUGAAGACCUCAACUUGUAGAAAAUAGGGUUAAAGAGAAAUGAUGAUGACCUUGGCUUGGAGGAGAAAGGGUUAAACAGACUACCCUGAGUUUGGCGCCACUGUAGCAUGUUUUCCACUGACGCGGAGCCCAUUUAAUGCCUAAAAUUACAUUAUAUUAUUUAAUAUAUUUUUUUUUUCAUUUAGAAUAUUAAUGUCUGUAUGAUGAUUUCGUAUGUGUUUCUGCACACAAGUUUAUUGUUACAGUGCAUAUACAUGCUACCUUUUCCAUAUAUACUCUUCAAAAAAAGUAGGGGAAGCUGCAAUAUUAAUGUUAAUAUCAACUAUUAGACCGAACAUACAUUUUGACCACAGACAUCCUAGUAAAGAACGUUCAGCUCUGUUUGUCAACA
Messenger RNA from Gigantopelta aegis, 3109 nucleotides. RefSeq names its product lysophosphatidic acid phosphatase type 6-like. The coding region runs from base 1634 to 2653 and encodes 339 amino acids. The record is from RefSeq and is a predicted model, not a curated record. Gene Ontology annotation, molecular function: phosphatase activity. NCBI's taxonomy places the organism in Eukaryota, Metazoa, Mollusca, Gastropoda, Neomphalida, Peltospiridae. Gene Ontology annotation, biological process: dephosphorylation. The transcript has 13 exons.